CUGGAGGAAUGAGGAGGCCAUCUUGAGAGAACGGAACAAAGAGAAACGACGAGAGUCCAGUGAGAGGACAGCUAAUAACACCCGGCUAUUACCAUCAAAGCCAUGUCCGACUCCGAGAAACAACCGGAGGAAAAGGCGGAGGUGGUUGAGAAGAAAAUUUUAGCAACAAGGGUCACCGGUACUGUGAAAUGGUUCAACGUUAAAAGCGGAUAUGGCUUCAUAAAUAGAGAUGACACCAAGGAAGAUGUGUUUAUCCAUCAGACUGCCAUUGUUAAAAACAAUCCAAGGAAGUAUCUACGAAGUGUCGGUGAUGGGGAAAAAGUGGAAUUUGAUGUAGUAGAAGGAGAAAAGGGAAACGAAGCAGCAAGUGUAACUGGACCAGGUGGUACGUUUGUACAGGGCAGCAAGUAUGCCGCAGACCGCCGCCGAUUCAGGAGUAACUGGUUUUCACGUGGUCGAGGAAGGGGCGGCAGAUGGGGAGGUGGUCGCGGAGGCUACAGGCCUUAUUACCAAGGAGGAGAGGAGGAAGGAAAUGAAGAGGGUGAAGAAGAAUCUCCUCCUGCACCACAGAGGCGACGCCCAUUCUACCCUCGUCGCAGGGGCUACUUCCGGCCCCCGUUCGGACGGGGCCCACCACCACGUAACCAGUACAUUAGCAAUGGAGAAGGGGAGGGUGACCACGAACUAGAAGAAGCUGGGUUACCACCAAGACGUCGCCGACCUUUCUACCGUCGUUUCUACCAACCACCACGCCGCUACUACGACCAAGGUCCACCAGGUUACCAAGGUGGAUACCAGGGCGGACCCGGACCCGGACCCAGGGGUCCCCCACGCCGACGCCGGAGACCCAACAAUAGGAAGAGAGAUCCUAACCAAGAUUCAGAUCAGCAAGAUAAUGCCGAAGGCGGUGAUGAAGGCACAAAAUCUGAGUCGACCACGAAUAAGUCUGAAAAUACAGACACCCAAGCAAGCUCAUCCACCGAGCAAAACUAAUUAAUAAUUAAUUCUGAAGUGACCAACAUCUUGUUGAAGUGUAGAAAACAAUCUUUGCUAAGCCUAGUGAUGAAUGUUUGCACAUGGACAUGUAUUAACGAUUGACAUGUGCAUAUAAUGGUGGAUGGAAUGCCAACUCAACUAUGCAAUUUUAAAAGAAGAAACGAAAAUAUUGGGGGAGUGUGGGGCAAAUCUACCACAUAAAGAAAACCUAACCUUUAAAGGGCUUAACUUUUAUACUUUUUGUACGACGAUUACUAGAGAAAUUUUGUUGACGCAAUAUUUUUGUCUAGUGAUUUGGUGUUUCAUCCUCCUGUUGUCCAUCAGUUCUACUGUAGACACUUUGAUUUUUAUGCAGUUUCCAUCCUUGUUUUUCUGCCAAAAGCUUAAUGUGAACAGGUUCUAACAGCAUGUGCAUCAAUAAAUUUGGCAAGACCAA
Gigantopelta aegis is the source of this 1432-nucleotide messenger RNA. Its product is annotated as Y-box factor homolog. The record is from RefSeq and is a predicted model, not a curated record. Gene Ontology annotation, biological process: regulation of gene expression. The transcript has 6 exons. NCBI's taxonomy places the organism in Eukaryota, Metazoa, Mollusca, Gastropoda, Neomphalida, Peltospiridae. Bases 103 to 993 code for a protein of 296 amino acids. Gene Ontology annotation, cellular component: nucleus. Gene Ontology annotation, molecular function: nucleic acid binding.